AUGCUGUGGCGAGUCACUGGCACGUGUGACAUCACGUACACGUGUCAUGGAAUUUAUACCUGUUCGGAAACACACGACUGCGACUCUUGCCGUGUCACAGACGAUUACAAUUUCUUUCGCAUUGCUGAGCCCGAGCAUGAGGUUUACAAGAAACAAUGCAAGGUUCCGCUGUGUAAGACAUGUUAUAUAGCGGACUUCUGUGCUAACGAGAAUGAGAGUUACCAUUACACCGUGGAUUGUGUGAAGACUAACUACAACAAUUUCGGCAACUUCACAAGUGGUCAUGGUAUAAAUACAUCCUCUCUUUCAUUUUACAAGGACGUUGUACCGGAACUCUAUUACGCUGAACUAACGUUUCAGGUGCCUCGUAUCAGUAGUCUGCCAGCGGAAAUGACGUUACACGAAGACACUGACGAGGAGACGCUUCUGCACCAUCUGGAAGUGUAUGACUACAAUAAUGAUAGACCCUCGGACGGCCACGAGCUUGAGGACAACUCCACGUGCUGGAUUGAACACGUGUUCGAUCAGUGGGGAGAGAACGACAUGGAGCUGUUUGAACUGGAAGAGGAUCCUAACAAUCCGAAAAGAUGGAACUCCUACACGCUGUACAAGAGACAGUGUAUCGUCCCAAACUCCCUGUACAACCCGCCCUGUGGAUUCAAGCGGGAAAACUACACCUGUCCGAAACACACGGGCUGCAUGACAUACAACGUGACCCAGUGCUUUGAUUUUGCAGAGAAGAUCGCAAUCAAUCUCCGAGAAGGCAGCGAACAUGACAUCAUCUUCUCAACAAUGUACAGUGACGAGGAGAACGAGAAUCUCACUUACGAGUACACUUUCAUUCAAGAGGAAACCGGACUACCUGUGACCUACUUUAAAGGCGACCCCAGCGGAAACUAUUACAAUCAGCUCGGUAACAUAUCAUUGACAACAUAUUUGUAUGAUACGCCGAAAAACAAGACAUACAAGAUACAAAUAUGUGGUCAUGAUCGUCGAAACGAAAUAUGCGACUACCUGACCGUGGAAUUAAAAGAAUACUGCGGUACAACCCCAGAAUGUUCAUCAGAUUCUGUGACCAAUGACACCGAGCUGGCUGUAAGCAGCGUGAUUUUCAAUGUCCAGAAUUUGGUUACAAAUCCCAACUCCUUCCAGGCAUUGGAGUAUUCAUUGACAACGAAACACCCGGACCUGUUCGAAAUUAACUCAACUACGGGUCUAAUAAGGACCACCUCUAAGAUACCCGCUAAGUACCCGUCUACCACCUAUGUCCUGAACGCGUUUGUGACAGAUGUGGAUUCCUGUGGCACCUAUUCCGUCUGUCCUUUGUUUCUCCACGUUACAUACGUCAAUUACCCUUUGAAUAUUACCAAUCUACCAAACGCGAGCCCAGUGAAAAUACUGGAGGAUGAAGACACCAACAUGUUGUUGUACACCAUAGAAACAUAUGACCGAAAUCCUGACGACGACGUGCUUUGCUCUGUAUCAAAUCCAGAUGAAAACAAACCAUUUUACAUUGAUGAAACUUUCAAAGGCUCUGGAAUAUACGUCAUCAAGAACCAUGUCGCAGGAACCAACACAGAACGGCAGCUGGUAGAGCCUUCAUACACCAUCACGAUAAGGUGCGUCGACAGCCUGGGGGACGGCGAUACUGGAAACCUUUCCAUCGAUGUCAUCCCAAACACUGGGCCGACCUUGACCACAUUAACAGGCACGUUGAAAAGAGACGUUGAUCAGUCAACGGUGUUUAUGGGGAUGACAUUGAUAACCGAGAGGGCGAUGGACGCUGAAGGAGAUUCUCUCAACUACACGUGCACAGUUGACAAUAGCAACAAUCCGCUCACAUGCUUUGUCGGUACGUGCUUCGAUAAUUUUUACUGA
Molecule: messenger RNA, 1878 nt
Organism: Dreissena polymorpha
Lineage: Eukaryota; Metazoa; Mollusca; Bivalvia; Myida; Dreissenidae
Exons: 12
Coding region: 1-1878 (625 amino acids)
Cellular component (GO): membrane
Molecular function (GO): calcium ion binding
Source: RefSeq, a predicted model, not a curated record